Centruroides sculpturatus (bark scorpion) is the source of this 2187-nucleotide messenger RNA. Its product is annotated as glucose dehydrogenase [FAD, quinone]-like. The transcript is spliced from 16 exons. NCBI's taxonomy places the organism in Eukaryota, Metazoa, Arthropoda, Arachnida, Scorpiones, Buthidae. The coding region runs from base 1 to 2187 and encodes 728 amino acids. The record is from RefSeq and is a predicted model, not a curated record. Gene Ontology annotation, molecular function: oxidoreductase activity, acting on CH-OH group of donors; flavin adenine dinucleotide binding.
AUGUGUUUAUCUAUUGAAAGUGAAAAUUUCGGACAUGUCGAUUAUAUUAUAGUUGGUUCCGGAUCAGGAGGAUCAGUUUUAGCCAAUAAAUUAUCAAAGAAUCCUUCUAUAAAGGUUUUAGUUUUAGAAGCUGGAGAACCACCCCCUUUAGGUUCAGAAGUUCCCUUUAUUCAUCUUUCCCUUCUUUCUACAAAAUUCAAUUGGAAUUUUAGUUCUGUGCCCGAUCAUAGAAUUGCUCAUGUAUUGAAAGAUAGAAAAUUCGGUGUAAGUUCGGGUAAAGUUUUGGGUGGAACGUCUAUGUUAAAUCAUAAUCUAUUUCUACGUGGAAAUAAAUACGAUUACGACGAUUGGGCCAAAAAUGGAGCAACAGGAUGGGAUUGGAAUAGCGUAUUUCCAUAUUUUCUUCGAAUAGAAAAUAAUCGAAAUCCUGGAAUUGUUGCUAAUGGUUACCAUGGAGUUGGUGGAGCGUUGUAUGUUCAGUUUCCUUCUUUUCAUACACCAAUAACACAAGGUUAUAUAGAAGCAGCUGAAGCUACUGGAUAUCCUUUUGGCGACGUUAAUGCUUUACCUCAAACUGUUUUUCUAACACCCCAAGGGACAUUUAAAGAUGGGAGAAGAUGGACAACUUUACGUGGUUAUUUGGAACCUGUAAUGGGGAGAAGAAAUCUUCGAAUUGUUACGUCUUCUCUUGUUACUAAAAUACGAAUUAAUAAAGAUAAACGUGCAUACGGUGUCAUUUUUGAAAAUAAUGGAAAUAUUUAUAAAGUCUUCGCUAAUCAAGAAGUGAUUGUUUGCGCUGGAACAUUUAAUUCUCCAAAAUUAUUACAAUUAUCAGGUAUCGGGAGAAAGAAACUUCUGAAAAAAUUUAAUAUACCUAUAAUAUCAGAUCUUCCUGUGGGAGAAAAUUUAUUAAAUCACGUAUCAACCGCUGGUCUUCAAUUCAGUGUCGACACUUACACAUUCAACGAGAAACGUAUAACUAAAGAUAAUUUUAUUGAAUUCGCAAUCAACGGAACAGGUCCAUUAUCGUCUCCGGGUGGUGUAGAAGCAGUCGGUUAUGUAAAUUCAAAGUACAACGAAAACUUAAAUUGGCCAGAUCUUGAAAUUUAUUUGGUUUCAAGAACUCCUUCUUCAGAUUCAACAAUAAGAAAACUUUCAGGAGUUAUUAAAAAGUUGGAGAAAAUUUACGAACAGUUUCAAUCUUUAGACACUUAUAUGUGUCUGCCUGUUCCUAGUCGUUCAAAAAGUCAAGGAAAAGUAUUUAUAAGAUCAACAAAUCCACACGAUAAACCAGUAAUAGAUCUGAACUAUUAUUCGAAUCCAUAUGAUUUAAAGCUUAUGGUAGAAGGUCUUAAGUUUUGUUUGAAGAUGGCAUCAACAAAGGCAUUAAAAAGAUUCGGUAGCAAACCUCUUUCUUAUACUAUGCCAGGAUGCGAACAAUAUGAAAAAUUUAGUGAAAAGUAUUUAGAAUGCAUGGCAAUUGUAUUUCCUUUUCAUUUGCAUCAUUUUGCUGGAACGUGCAAGAUGGGUGCAUUGAAAGAUCCUACAACGGUAGUUGAUCCAUUUCUCAAAGUUAAAGGCGUACAUAGAUUAAGGGUGGUCGAUGCCUCCGUUAUACCUUCUGAAAUAGGAGGACAUACCAACAUUCCUGAUGAAUCUGCAAUAAUACUUAGUUCUUUUAAUCGAAGCUUAGUGGAGAAAUACGGAAUGAAAGUAGAUGAUGUUCUCAUGUUAUAUCGAAAUAAUACCAGCGAGUUAAUUCUAACAAACGAAAACAACGAAUUGGUAAAGUGUUACUCUCUUGAUCUAGAAAAUUUUAUUCAAAGACGUUUUAAACAGAAAUUUUAUGAUUCUGUUAAAAUUCUAGGUAGUUAUAAAGUUGCAGAUGUUUUAAUAAAUUUCAAUCUGGUGGAUUUAGUAUAUCCUUAUCGACCCGGAAUUAAAAUGGCUGUUCAUUCGAAAGAUAAGUUGAUAAACCCAUUUAUCGAUGGAUUUCUAGUGAUACCAGGAAGAAAAUAUAUUGUACAAUUAAAACCUAGGAAAAAUAUUUUGCUUAAGCAUCCUUUCAAUACGAAUUGUACGGAUUACAACGUAAGAAAGGAUUCGCCAUUUAAUGAAACAUAUAAUCAAGAUGUGACCACCGUAACUGGAUCAACCCCUUUACCUAUUCCCUCAGGUAUAGAAUAA